AUGGAGAACGCCACCUUCCCCGUGGCCAGGGCUUCAGGCAGCUGUCCCCAGCUCAGGGCAGCCUGGCCCAAGAGCCAGACACAGGAGGAGCUAUGGAGGCAUCUGGGUGCUGCGGGGAAGCCAAGCACACCCGUGGGGGGUUUCAGUCAACCCUGCCCCCCUGGGUGGGCACUGGUCUCAGUAGAUGGGCUCACCCCUUGUCUCCAACCUUCUCUGCCCCAGGUGGUUCGUACCCUGGAGGGCAACAUAGAGAAGAUACAAACAAAAGUCCGCGCUGGGCAGAAGGUGACUGCCCUGUACGUGGCGGUGCGGGAUGCCCUGAGGAAGGAGCUGGCCCACCUGCCUCUGCACCUGGACCUCCUGAGUGAGAUGGCCGAGCUGCAGCAUAGGGAGGUGGAAGACAUGGAGCUCAUGGCCUCGCGUGGGCUCAGAGCUGUUCGUGGAGCCAAGGAGCACAUGGUCAGGACGAAAACCCAGGUCCUUGCAGAGAGGGAGCUCAGGCUCCGCACCCAGGCUGCUCAGAAAGAGCCCACAGACGGAGGCUGGCUCAAGGAAGCAAAAGAAAGGGCUCUGAAAAUGCGAGCCAAGCGUGACCUCAGCAGGGACUUCCUGCGCCUGCCCGCAGAGGACCCAGUGGUGGCUGCCAAACUGGAGGCCACCAAGUCCCAGCUGCAGCGGGAGGCCUACGUGAGGGAGAAGAUGGAGAAGGCCAAGGAUGUGGUGCAGUGCUCCCGCCUCUGGGACAUCCCCGUCAGGCUCCAGGCACAGCAGAAGUCCCUGCUGGAAAUCGAGCACUACCUCACAAGGUGCAAGGAGAAGAAGCAGGAGCUGGAGAAGACAGUGAAGGAGCUGGAGAUGCAGCGCGAUGAGCUGAAGUUUCGCCGGCCCCCAGACACAAGCAGGUGCUGCUGGCCUCCGGACACUCAUGCCAAAGGGGCCGGCACCCUUAGGGGCAGGGGGACAUGUGCAUGGCAGGUGUCCCAAGAGGGCAGCCCUUCCUUUGUCACCCUGCGGCUGCCCACCCCUCCCGCACUGGGAGGCUUUCUGAGCAGAGUGCUGCCCCAGCUCUGGUGCUGGCAGAGCACGCAAAGCUCCUGCGCUGGCAGCAGGAGGAGCCUUGCUCCUUGCCUGGCAUGGGAAGUGGGAGCAGCAGCAGCGUGGGCUUGAGUUGCAGGCAGCGUCUCUGCUCUGCGCUUGGGGGCAGGGGAGAAGCUGGGCAGCAGCUUUUGCAACAGCUUUGGGGUGUCUGCACCCCUGUGCCGUUGUAUGGAUGUGACCGUGGUUGGCUCCAGGGGGCUGGUGGAGGAGCUGAGGACGAGGCUGCAGCGGGAAGAGGCUCGGCUGGAACAGGGGCGAGCCCAGCUGCUGAGGAGCCAGGAGACGCUGCUGGACUUUGAAAACGCACUUGACAACCUCUUCGUCC
Pezoporus occidentalis (night parrot) is the source of this 1423-nucleotide messenger RNA. RefSeq names its product coiled-coil domain-containing protein 183-like. The record is from RefSeq and is a predicted model, not a curated record. NCBI's taxonomy places the organism in Eukaryota, Metazoa, Chordata, Aves, Psittaciformes, Psittacidae. The coding region runs from base 1 to 1167 and encodes 388 amino acids. The transcript has 6 exons.